UGAAGUUGCAGAAGCCCUUGUCAAACAGCAUCCUUGUCUGAGGGAGCAGGGAUCCUUCAAUGGCUGUUAUGGUUGGAAAAUUAGCCUCAAGUAUAAAAUGGCCAAUGUCCGGACCAAACUGAGAGGCCUAGGCUGUGCUGAGGUGUUGGUAAAUUCACUAAAGAACAAGGCCCAAGACAAAAGUCAGGCAGCAUUGAAUGUGAAAAAGCCUAGAAGAGCAGAAGUCAAUUACUGUCCGCAGUAUCCAAAAGGAGAAACUACUGACAGCCUGGAAAAAGAGAGAAUUGCACUGCUUUCAGAGGUUCAGAAGAGAAACAAUGACAAUAUAGUGACAAUGAAAAUGCAGAAGACUUUUUCGUACAGAAGGCAAGAAGUUAUUCAAGGACAGCCCUUCAUUGCAGAUUUUAAAAGCAGAUGGCCAGCUCUGUUCACCGAGAAAGAGGAAUUCCUGCGCAUAUCGACAGUACCGCUGCUAUCUAGAUUCUUUUAUGAGCUAGACUUGUACACUCCACGCAUGAUGGAGCUCUUUCGAGGCAAAGGUGGGGUGGCUGGCAGAAAAAUGAGACACAUCAUGGUGGCCAUCUCCAAGGAUGACACAAUACAUACAAGGCGAGCAUGCAUCCUGAAGUCCUUGUGUGUCUACCUGAAUGAAGACCAUGAGAAACUUGUGAAGGAAUUUACGGUCAGUUACAUUCACAAGAUGUUCUGUGUUAUGUAAUUUGCUGCAGGAGUUAUGGGUAAUUUCGAUAUAUGAAAUGGUAAAAUGUGACACCAGGUGUGAAUAAAAGAUAUUGCAAUUGGUCCUUGUUUUGUUUCAUGUCAAAUUUCUGAGGUGUGAAACCAGA
Molecule: messenger RNA, 845 nt
Organism: Oreochromis aureus
Lineage: Eukaryota; Metazoa; Chordata; Actinopteri; Cichliformes; Cichlidae
Exons: 3
Coding region: 98-718 (206 amino acids)
Source: RefSeq, a predicted model, not a curated record